Messenger RNA from Momordica charantia (bitter melon), 1135 nucleotides. RefSeq names its product selT-like protein. Gene Ontology annotation, molecular function: thioredoxin-disulfide reductase (NADPH) activity. The record is from RefSeq and is a predicted model, not a curated record. Gene Ontology annotation, biological process: cell redox homeostasis. Gene Ontology annotation, cellular component: endoplasmic reticulum membrane. Lineage: Eukaryota; Viridiplantae; Streptophyta; Magnoliopsida; Cucurbitales; Cucurbitaceae.
UUCUGUUACUGAAUUUUAAUUUUAAUUUUUUUUAAAUUCAUUUCAAAAGGAUAAGAAUUCCUUUGAAAUCUUUAUGAACUGAAAGAAAAUCAUAGUGAAUAAUAGUUCCUGAUUCCUCUUCUUCAUCUUCUUCUUUCGAAGUGCAAUUUCAAAUUCCUGCAAAAGCAGAAGAUCUGAAAUUAAAAUGGAUCGAAGAGUGUUGCUUCUSACAUUGCUGCCGCUCUCUGUCUUCUGCUUCGACAUCUACRGUUUCUUCUCUACUCCGCCUCCGAAAUCAUCCAAUUCUCUCGUCUUUCAUCAUCCACACGGAGCCAAUUUGAAUCAGACAUUUACAGCCAAAUUGAACCAAACGCUUACAGCCAAUUUGAAUCGAACACUUGGAGCCGAUUUGAACCGGACACAAUCGGGGAGUUCGAAUCAGACGCAAACAGCCAACGUAGGCGAUACGAUUCUCAUCAAAUUCAGCUCUCUGUGCUCUUACAGAGGAACUUCCAUGUCGAUUAAGCUGCUGGUGCUUGAAAACUUUCCUGGAAUCAAUGUUACUCUUUCACAUCAUCCUCCAGAUUUGACCAAAUAUCUUACGACAAAAUUUAUAUCAACUGCACAAGUACUGAUUAUUAUCAUAGUGAUGGCUGGUGGAUAUAUUCUUGCCGAGAUGAGAAUGCCAAUACCUCCUUGGUACCAUCGUUUGGCCGCACACAAAUUUUUUGUCAUCGCAAUCCCUUGGCUUCUGGGCAGCAUAGCUAUAAACUACCUCCAAAACACUGAGCCCUUUGAAGUUUACUUCAAUGAUGAACUGGUGUUUUGUAAACUACAGGCAGGGCGGUUUCCCGGAGUGACCGAGAUGAAAGAACUCAUUCGCAGUCGACUUGCGGGUUGAAGAGUACGUUGGCAUAAUCAGGUCGUCCAGGAUGUUUUUCCAGAUUGACAACUCUGGCAGAGAUUUUCAGUACAUAAUAAUUCAGCAUCUUUGGUAGAAUUUUCAUUUUCUAGAUCCAAGUUGGAUUUCACCCUCUUUUUUUUAGCAACGGAUGAUCACAAAUUCUUUAUUAGAUGUGAUAGAACUCGUUUAUUUUCAAAUCUAGAGAUACAGAUACUUCUCCCCAAUUUCUCUACCAAAACUCUUUAGUGAAGG